Pungitius pungitius (ninespine stickleback) is the source of this 2019-nucleotide messenger RNA. It is a transcript of the gene ash2l, whose product is annotated as ash2 like, histone lysine methyltransferase complex subunit. Lineage: Eukaryota; Metazoa; Chordata; Actinopteri; Perciformes; Gasterosteidae. The record is from RefSeq and is a predicted model, not a curated record. Gene Ontology annotation, molecular function: protein binding; transcription cis-regulatory region binding. Bases 42 to 1823 code for a protein of 593 amino acids. The transcript has 17 exons. Gene Ontology annotation, cellular component: Set1C/COMPASS complex.
CGGAAGUUGACGCCGGACGCUUUUUAGUACGGUUUGAAAACAUGGCGUCGGAAGCAGAGGCGGCCAGUGCAGCCACAACAGAAGCGGACGCCGGCGACGGUGAUGCUGCGUUCAGAGAACUCCCCGCCAGCGUCGACACGGAGUCACCCAGCGGCAAAGAGGGAAUGGAAGCCGCCGGCGAGGGCCCGGAGGCCGCCGACGCUCUGACGGGCUCCGGGGACGAGGAGAGCGGGCGGCAGCUGGGCGACGUGGAGCUGCAGUGCGCGCUGUGCAUGAAGUGGUUCACCGCGGACACGUUCGCCAUCGACACGGCGACCUGCCUGCCCUUCAUGACCAACUACGUGUUCCACUGCAACGUGUGCCACCACAGCGGCAACACCUACUUCCUCCGCAAGCAAGCCAACCUGAAGGAGAUGUGUCUCACGGCGCUGGCCAACCUGACGUGGAGGUCCAGGACGCAGGACGAGCACCCGAAGACGAUGUUCCCCAAAGACAAGGACAUCAUCCCCUUCAUUGAUAAGUACUGGGAGUGCAUGACGACCCGCCAGAGACCCGGGAAGCUCACCUGGCCCAACAACAUCGUCAAGGCCAUGAGCAAAGAGCGGGACGUGUUUCUGGUGAAGGAGCACCCGGACCCCGGCAGCAAAGACCCGGAGGAGGAGUACCCCAAGUUCGGCCUUUUGGACCAGGACCUGGGGACCAUCGGACCAUCGUACGACUCACAGAAGCAGACCAGUGCUGCCCCCGCGGCCGGAGGCCUGAACGGUGGAUCCUCGUUCUCAGGCGCGUUGGCUCCUGGACCCGGUAAAGGACGAGGGGCCAAACGUAAACAGCAGCAGCAACAGGAGGGUUCUGCAGCCGGAGCCACGAAGAGAACCAGAAGCGACCCCCUGUUCUCGGCCCAGCGCCUCCCUCCUCACGGCUACCCACUGGAGCACCCCUUUAACAAAGACGGGUACCGCUACAUCCUGGCGGAACCGGACCCCCACGCUCCGGACCCCGAUAAGCUGGAGCUGGACUGCUGGGCCGGGAAGCCCAUCCCCGGCGACCUGUACAGGGCGUGUCUGUACGAGCGCGUGCUGCUGGCGCUGCACGACCGAGCGCCGCAGCUGAAGAUCUCUGACGACCGGCUGACGGUGACCGGGGAGAAGGGGUACUCCAUGGUGCGCGCCUCCCACGGCAUCCGCAAGGGCUCCUGGUACUUUGAGGUCACCGUGGAGGAGAUGCCGCCCGACACGGCAGCCAGGCUCGGGUGGUCCCAGCCGCUCGGAAACCUUCAGGCGCCUCUUGGCUACGACAAGUUCAGCUACUCGUGGCGCAGCAAGAAGGGGACUCGGUUCCACCAGUCGAUGGGGAAGAGCUACUCCUCUGGCUACGGCCAGGGGGACACGCUGGGCUUCUUCAUCCAGCUGCCGGACGCCACGGAGACGGCCAAGGCGCUGCCGGACACCUACAAGGACAAGGCGCUCAUCAAGUUCAAGAGCUACCUGUACUUCGAGGAGAAGGACUACGUGGACAAAGCGGAGAAGAGCCUGAAGUCCAUGAGCUCCAGCAGGAUUAUAUUCUUUAAAAAUGGCGUGAGCCAAGGCGUCGCCUACGACAACCUGUACGAGGGGAUGUACUUCCCCGCCAUCUCCCUCUAUAAGAGCUGCACGGUUUCAGUCAACUUCGGGCCUCAUUUCAGACACGCUCCGAAAGACCUCAAGUACCAGCCGAUGAGCGACAUGGGCUCGGGUGCCGUGAUCGAGCACACGCUUGCUGACAUGUUGUUCCACGUGGAGACGGACGUGGACGGACGACGCAGCCCCCCAUGGGAGGGAUGAGGCGCCCCCCCCCCUCCCCCCCAUCAAAUGACAAACAUUUAAAAUCAGUCCACUGAGGCUCAAAGCUGAUGGAACUUGUAAAGGGUUAAUGUCUGUAGAGACCCCCCCCCCCCCCCGAAGUCGAGGUUGUCUUUUUGCUUGUUUUGUUUUAUUUUACAAUCCUUGUCUGUAAUUUACAGUUUUUUACUCUGGGUUA